This is a messenger RNA of Ostrea edulis (European flat oyster), 2249 nucleotides long. RefSeq names its product solute carrier family 23 member 2-like. Gene Ontology annotation, biological process: transmembrane transport. The transcript has 12 exons. The coding region runs from base 90 to 1901 and encodes 603 amino acids. Gene Ontology annotation, molecular function: transmembrane transporter activity. Lineage: Eukaryota; Metazoa; Mollusca; Bivalvia; Ostreida; Ostreidae. Gene Ontology annotation, cellular component: membrane. The record is from RefSeq and is a predicted model, not a curated record.
UUUGCUUCUAAGAUUUACUGUAUCGGAUUUAAUUUGUUGUACUGGUUCACUGGGGAGGAAUAGUGCGUGCAUUAAACAGAAGACCUGAAAUGACUAUGGAAAGAUGCUCAUCCUCAAAAGUGAUAAAAAUGACGGAGGAGGAAAAGUUGACAUCUGGAGAGAAAACUGGCAAACCCGUGUUAUACGGGGUGGAUGAUGUUCCGCCGGCUCACAUGACGGUCUUAUUUGGGUUACAGCAAGCCGUGAUGUGUAUCGGAGGGACGCUCUCCUUGCCGUAUAUCUUGGCGGCGUUACUUUGCCCGAUGGAUGAACAAAACGUGCGAGCGCAACUUCUCAGUAUAACCAUGUUCAUGUGUGGUGUAGCCACCGUUCUGCAGUGUUUCUUUGGCGUGAGGUUACCUAUCAUUCAAGGUGGUUCUCACACAUUUGUGGCCCCGAUCGUUGUGAUGAUGUCCCUGGAAAAGUUCCGUUGUCCAGACCAGGGUUUAGACAUAUCGACUGGGAACAGAACACACGUUGACUGGACAGAAAGAAUGCGGGAGAUACAGGGGAACUUGAUCCUGGCAUCCAUGACUCAAAUUCUUCUAGGAAGUUUCGGGCUCAUCGGGAUAAUUUUACGAUUUGUAGGACCUCUAACUAUCGCCCCAACGGUGUCCCUGAUAGGUCUAUCUCUGUCACAUGUCGUCGCCAUGUUCUGUGAAACACAUUGGGGAAUUUCAAUGCUGACUUUGUUUUUUCUCCUGUUGUUUUCAACCUGUAUCAACAAAUUGGAAGUCCCAAUUCCCUCAUUUUCACUCCAGCGGAAGUGUCAUACAAAGAGGCUUCCUGUAUUCCAGCUCUUUCCUGUUGUGUUCUGUGUCUCAAUUGUAUGGGCGUUGAGUCACGUGCUCACUGUAGCCGAUGUCUUUCCCAGCAACAGCACAGUCACGGGAUAUAAAGCGAGGACGGACUCCAAAUUACAAAUCAUGACGGACUCUUCCUGGUUCUCAUUCCCUCUUCCAUUUCAGUUCGGGAGUCCCACGUUUAGCUUGGCAGGUUACAUGGGAAUGCUAGCCGCGACAAUUUCAUCCAUUAUUGAGUCUGUUGGUGAUUACUUUGCGGCUGCGCGAAUAUCUGGUGCUCCACUUCCGCCAGCGCAUGCCAUCAAUCGAGGUAUCACAUUUGAGGGCGUGUCCAGCAUAAUUUCUGGAUUGGUUGGAGCAGGUCAUGCUACAACGUCAUAUAGCGGGAACAUUGGAAUUAUCGGAAUAACGAAAGUGGCUAGCAGGGCUGUGUUUAUAGCGGCAGGCGUGAUCCUAAUUAUUUGUGGUGUCAUAGGGAAAGUGGGAGCAGCCCUGGCCCUAAUACCAGAACCCAUCAUCGGCGGGGCUCUUCUCCUGGGUCUAGGAAUGGUGGUGUCCAUAGGGAUAUCAGUGCUGCAGUUCUGUGAUAUGUCCUCCAGCAGGAACGUCACCAUUCUGGGACUUUCGUUCUUGAUGGGUCUGAUGGUGCCAGAGUGGUUAGCUGAAAACUCUGAAAAAGUUAAAACAGGUUCGGAUGAAUUGGACCAGAUGAUUCGAGUUCUAUUUGGAACAGCGUCCUUCGUUGGAGGUUUCAUGGGGUUUAUGAUGGAUAAUAUCAUUCCUGGGUCUAAACACGAAAGAGGCAUCGACAGAUGGGUGAAUCAGUCAGUCUUUGAUCCGGAACGGCUGUCCACAGAUUCAGACCCUAGCAGGGUGUACGACUUACCUUAUGUUACCAAAUAUAUCAAUCGUGUCAGACUGUGUCGAUUCUGUCCCGUUUCGCCAUCAUUCAUACAAUUCGGGAGUUCGUGUUUUAAAACCAGACAGGGAGAAAACGUUUCAACCAAAUUAACAAAUGAAAAUGAGUUGAUUCCCUUACAGAACGGGACGGAAGGUUGACUUCUACUGUCAGAGACUUAAAACGCUAGCAUGCCAUAUAUCAAACAUGGAAACGCAAUAAUAAGAUAUCAAUGUAGAACAAAAUGAAAUACAGUUGUAUAGGGUAUUACAAUAUGUCAGAUUACAAAUAUCACGGUUGUAUAAGAUAAAGUUCCUCUCAGUGCGCAUGUAAAAUGUUUUAAUUUUUAAGCUAAACUGUUUUAAUAAUGAUAAUAAUACCAUAUUUAUAUAGCACCCUUUUCAUACACUAUGUACGCUCAAAGGUGCUUUACAAUGCAUAUAUACCUUACAACAGAAUGUUAUACACAUAAUACAUGGGAAAUAAAUAAAAGACUAAAAAGCAAUGAU